AUUUCACACGGGGCGGGAAGAGCCGGGCUGAUGGCGAGUGGGAGUGUGUACGCGUCGCUGGCGGGCUUUCUGGGAGCGGCGGCGUCCUGCUCGGCUAAGCUGUCUCUCGGCGCCGGUUACCUGAGAGCGCUGUGUGAGAGCGGAGUGCGGUGGGCCGUCGAGCGGAGGAGCUUCACCCCCGAGGAGCUCCACACCUCGGCCUGUGAAUGGCUACACAUUCCUCUGAGACUGCUCUGUGGACUCCUGCUCUUUGUCUGCAACGCCGUAAUGUGGACUUUCUUUGCCAAAGCUCUCCGACACUUCUCUUCCUCUGCCCGGGCUACUGUGACCACUACUGCUUCUAAUUUCAUCUCUUCUGCGUUCCUUGGACACGUAAUCUUUGGGGAAAGCCAUGCCUUGUUGUGGUGGGUUGGCAUCUUCUUAACCUUACUGGGACUUUUUAUAUUGCAUGGAUCAUCUCCACAGGACCAACAGUUGGAUGUUAAAAAGGAUGAAUGAGCUAUCAGUUGUGUCAGCUACGGAGAACCAAAAAUGGAUACAAAACCAUGGGAGACAUAGAAUAGAUUUAGAUGUUUCCAUUUAGUUGGAAUGUUAAACCUCAGUUUGCUCAUCUGCAGAUGUUCUAAUCUAACAUAUAUAAUAAAGUCUAUCAUUGGAAACAUCCAGGAGCAAGGACAUGGGACUUGGAGCCCCCAUGGAUUAGUGUUAUAGAUAUUUGCACUUAUGUAGAAGGCUGGGAAUGUGGAAGAGGCAUGGACACUAUCUUAUUGAAAUGGAGUAUUAAAAAAAUGUUGAGUAGAACAUUCUAUACUCAUCCUCUAUAAUAAAGUAUACUUUUAUACUUGUA
Molecule: messenger RNA, 847 nt
Organism: Pygocentrus nattereri (red-bellied piranha)
Lineage: Eukaryota; Metazoa; Chordata; Actinopteri; Characiformes; Serrasalmidae
Gene: tmem42a
Product: transmembrane protein 42a
Exons: 3
Coding region: 31-498 (155 amino acids)
Source: RefSeq, a predicted model, not a curated record